AUGCCUCUCAACGUCGCCGUUCUUGGAUCUGGCCUCGGUGGCAUCGCUGCCGCCAUCUCCCUUCGCCGCCAGGGCCAUCAUGUUACUCUCUAUGAGCGAUACGACUUUACAGGUGAAGUUGGUUCCAACAUUUCUUGCGCGUCAAACGGCACUCGGUUCCUCGAGAAGUGGGGAGUUGACAUCCAGAGAGCCCGUCCUGUUAUUCUUACCGAUAUGGUCUGGCACGACUGGGCCAAGGGAGACAUCACAUCCUCGUAUCCCUUUGGUGACUACAAGGGCAAGUUUGGCACCCAUUACUACAGCUUUCAUCGACCCGACAUCCACUCCGAGUUGAAGCGAACUGCAACUGCGAGUGAAGGCGAGGGUCCUCCAGCCAAGCUAUUGCUGAACCAUAAGGCCAUCAAAGUGGAUGCGGAGAAGGGUUGGGUUAAGUUUGAGAAUGGCUUGGAGAUCACAGCAGACCUUGUUAUUGCCGCAGAUGGCAUUCGUUCGAACACAAGAGCCGAAAUUGGAGUCGAGACUAACGCUACGCCUUCGUCUUCGUGCUGCUACCGCUGUAUUGUCCCUUACGAAAAGCUUGAAAAGCUUGGACUGACCGAAUAUGUGACCCGCAAUGCUAUCGAGUACUGGGGAGGCAUGGGUAUCGAGAAGAUCGUCAUGUCCCCGGCCGGUGGCGGCUCCAUGAUCUGCUGCUACUGCUUCUACCCAGCCUCACUUAACGACACUCGCGACGAUGGCUGGAACGUUUCUGCUACGCCCGAGCAGCUGGUUGAGACAUUCAAGACAAUCGAACCGAAUAUGAAGAGACUCUUCGCCGAGGCAGAGGACAUCAAGAUGUGGCGGCUCUACGAUCACAAGCCCUAUGAAUACUGGGUCAAGGGCAAGGUCGCACUUUCAGGAGACGCCGCUCAUCCCAUGAUGCCUGAUCAGAGCCAGGGAGCUGUGAGUGCCUUUGAGGAUGCUGCAGCACUUGGUCUGCUAUUUUCUGAGUCUAAUCUUGCCAAAAAAUCUGUGGAGCAGCUUCUCAAGAAGUACGAGUCUCUUCGUAAGCCUAGAGCCACUAUGCUUCAAGCUGCAAGCUUAAGAGCUCGUCUCGAUCUUACUGAGAGAAUUGGAUGGAGUUCUGUCGAUACUAAACCGGGCAAGCUGACUUGA
Molecule: messenger RNA, 1155 nt
Organism: Fusarium musae
Lineage: Eukaryota; Fungi; Ascomycota; Sordariomycetes; Hypocreales; Nectriaceae
Exons: 2
Coding region: 1-1155 (384 amino acids)
Molecular function (GO): monooxygenase activity; FAD binding
Source: RefSeq, a predicted model, not a curated record